GCCGCAUCAACAGUCGCUGUCGGCUGGACAGGCGGCUGACUCUUGUCUGCCUUUGAGAGUGCGUGUGUCUGAAUGAGUUGUGUGAAUGUGAGUGAAGGGAGUCCAUACUGCCCUGAAACCAGGAUGGAUUCCAAAAACGUCCGCUUCCUCUACAGCCAGCGCUGUAAAGAGAUCCGUGCCCAGCUGGUCGAGCAGCUCAAGUGUCUGGACCAGCAAUGUGAGCUGAGGGUGCAGCUGCUUCAGGACCUGCAGGACUUCUUCAGAAAGAAGGCCGAAAUCGAGAUGGACUACAGCCGCAACCUGGAGAAGCUGGCUGAAAGGUUUCUUACAAAGACGCGCAGCACCAAGGAUCAUCUACUCAAGAAGGAGCAGAGCAUUUUAUCGCCGGUGAACUGCUGGAACCUGUUGCUGCUUCAGGUGAAGAGGGAGAGCCGCGACCACGCCACUCUGUCUGACCUCUACCUCAACAACAUCAUUCCCCGGUUUGCACAGAUCAGCGAGGACUCAGGACGCCUCUUCAAGAAGAGCAAAGAGGUCGGCGUGCAGCUGCAGGAGGACUUGAUGAAAGUUCUUAAUGAGCUUUACACGGUGAUGAAGACAUACCACAUGUACAACACUGACAGCAUCAAUGCCGAGUCCAAGCUGAAGGAGGCAGAGAAGCAGGAGGAGAAGCAGAUGGGACGCUCGGGUCGACAGGAUGACCGUCAGACACCGCGCUCCCCCGACACUCUGGCCAGCAUCAAGACAGACGAGAAACCUGUCCGACGGUCCAGUGUCAAAAAAAUCGAGAAGAUGAAGGAGAAGAGACAAGCUAAAUACACAGAGAACAAGCUGAAGGCCAUCAAGGCCAGGAACGAGUACCUGCUGGCUCUUGAGGCAACCAACGGCUGUGUCUUCAAAUAUUACAUCCACGAUCUCUCUGACAUCAUUGAUUGCUGCGACCUGGGCUACCAUGCCAGCCUGCACCGCGCCCUGAGGACCUACUUGUCUGCAGAGCAGAACGUAGAGACGUCCAAACACACCGGCCUGGAGACGCUGGAGGGAGCUGCCGAGAGUCUGGAGCCCAACGGGGACAAACAGAAACUGAUGGAGACCUACAACAACGUUUUCUGCCCACCAGCUCGCUUCGACUUCCAGUCCCACAUGGGAGACACGAUGGGAGUGAUGUGUGCACAGCAGCCAGUGGAAGGCGAGCUUCUCCAGAGGUGUCAGCAGCUGCAGUCCCGCCUCUCUACACUUAAGAUUGAGAAUGAAGAGGUGAAGAAGACCAUGGAGGCCACCCUGUCCACCAUUCAAGACAUGGUGACGGUGGAGGACUAUGACGUCUCUGAGUGCUUCCACCACAGCAACAGCAUGGAGUCAGUCAAGUCUACUUUCAGCGAAUCCUAUCUCAGCAAACCCAGCCUGGCUAAACGGCGGGCCAAUCAGCAGGAGACGGAGCAGUUUUACUUCACAAAGCUGAAGGAGUUUCUGGAAGGCAGGAACCUGAUCACCAAGCUGGAGGCUAAGCAUGACCUCAUCGAGAAGACCCUCGGAGAGAGUCAGAAGACCGACUGUUGCCUUGCCAGUGGACGGAGAAACUCGGCAGUACGGAAGCAGGAGUCGGGUGAAGCCAUUCCUCUGAUGGUCGAGAGCUGCAUCCGCUUCAUCAGUCGCCAUGGUCUGCAGCAUGAAGGCAUCUUCAGAGUGUCGGGCUCUCAGGUUGAAGUCAAUGACAUCAAGAACGCUUUUGAAAGAGGAGAGGACCCACUGGCUGGGGACCAGAAUGACCAUGACAUGGACUCUAUUGCUGGUGUACUGAAGCUCUACUUUAGAGGGCUGGACCACGCCCUCUUCCCUAAAGAAGUCUUCCAUGACCUCAUAUCCUGUGUCUCAAUGGAGAGCCUCCAGGAGCGGGCAAUCCACAUUAAGAAAGUUCUGCAGUCGCUGCCAAGUAAAACCCUCAUCAUCAUGAGAUACUUGUUUGCCUUCCUCAACCACCUGUCUCAGUACAGCGAGGACAACAUGAUGGACCCCUACAACUUGGCCAUCUGUUUCGGCCCCACCCUGAUGUCUGUCCCUGAAGGCCACGACCAGGUCUCUUGCCAGGCCCACGUCAACGAGCUCAUUAAAACUAUCAUCAUCCACCAUGACAACAUCUUUCCGGGGCCACAGGACCUGCAGGGCCCCAUCUAUACCAUCCCCGGAGCGGGAGAUGACUUCUGUGACAGUCCGCACUGUGAGCCCCCCCUUGUGGAAGAGCCAGCGCCUGACACCGUCUCUGUCACCCACAACAGCGAAGAUGGCUCCUUGGCUGUUUCAGAGUCUGAGCCAGUCGAAGCCAUCGCUCGGUUCGACUACACCGGCCGAACUGCUCGGGAGCUAUCGUUCAAGAAAGGAGCGUCUCUGCUCCUGUUCCAGCGAGCCUCUGAUGACUGGUGGGAGGGACGACACAACGGAGUGGACGGACUGGUGCCGCACCAGUACAUUGUGGUCCAAGACAUGUCUGAUGUGGGACGGGGAAGUCCAAAGCCUGAUGUGGACAGCAGGGACCUGCUGGAGGAGAGGGUGUCCACUCGAGGCAGCGCUGCCUCUCCCACAGGAGCUCACGUGGCUGACAUCUAUCUGGCCAACCUGAAUAAGUUAAGAAAACGGCCUGAGCCCGGGAACAUCCGAAGACCGUUCCGCUCAGAGAGCGACACUACAAGUCCAGGACCCAGCGGAGGGGGAGGAGGGGUGAGAACGGCUUCUCUCCCUGUAGGCAGUGCUCUGAUAAAAGAAGCAGGAGACAAACGACCCGUCAGUGCUCACAGCAUCCUCAACUCAGUCACUCGCCACUCCUCACUCAAGACCAAGGUGGAGAGUCCACAGUUACGGAAGACGACUACAGCGGCCCGCUCCAAGAGCUUCAGCAACCACAGACCACUAGACCCUGAGGUCAUAGGCCAGGUGGAGCACAGCUCACAGGACAUUGAGGCCACCAUGAGCUCUACCCUGAGUGAGCUGAGUAAGCUGGAAAGACAGGGCACCCCGAAGCAUACGCACACCCCCGACGUGGUGCUGGACACACUGGAGCAGCUGAAAGGUGUUGGUGGUGGAGGAGGAGGAGCCUCGGAGCCUUCCAGUCCUCUCCACUCCCGUCUGCUGCGGGACAGCGAGGGGGGCUCCUCGCACGGCCAUCCACUUCAGCGCAGUGCCUCCUCAGCCAGCGACGUGCCCUCCUCUUUCCGCCCCGCCAAGAGCCAGCCGCGGAGCCCCCUGCCCUCUGCCACGUCCCCCUCUCUGUCCUCCUCCUCCCUCUCCUCGUCUGUACCUUCCUUUAGAGAGCUGCGCCCCCCAGCAACAAGGCCCAAGCCCGUUGUGUUCCCAAAGAGUGGAGGAGGCAGCAGCAGUCCGGCGAUGGGCUCCCCGACCUCCACCGUCCCCCCUACGCCUCCUCCUCCCCCUGCAGGCCACACACACUCUCUCCCCCACACCCCUCCUCCCCCUCCUCCACCCCAGUCUAAUGACAAAUCCUGCCCAGCUUAGGUCACCUCAGACUGAAUACUGAUUCUUACAAACUCUUAGAUUCUUACAGCUCUUCUACCAGGUGCCAAAAGCACUUCAUUCAUUUUCACACAGUCCCCUAACCCACUACUCACGUGUAGCAUUCACUUGUUGGUGUCCGCGCCACUUCUGUCAAGAGUUUUUUCUGCUCUCUCCUGGCAGCUCUCGUUUACUAUCACGGACCCUUCAAAGACACUUCUUUUUCUUGCCACCACAGAGAUUCCAGAGGUCGCUGGAUUUUGAAAAUCUUUGACGAGGGAACAGGACUUAAGGUGGACACCUACAGAUUUACAGCACCUGGAGCUUACUACACUUGUUUGUGACAUAUGAAUUUGUGUUUGAGUGGGCGUGAGUGUUACUUGCCUUUACACACACAUCUACGUGAGGAACUGAGAAAAAAAAAAAAAAAAAAGAAGCACUGUUUGAUUUUGUAUAGUAGACAUGACAGGAAUUUAGUUUUUGUUUUUUCCUUCUUCUUUUUAAUGACCCCAUGACUAGCAGACUGGAUGGGAGUGUUUGAUUUCUUUGAAUAGACUGUGAAAUGCUAAGCUCUCACUCUGUGUAGAAAUGAAACACACUGACUUGCUGCUUCAGAAGUGGAAGACUGGAGUUAAAAGGUGGACUUGUGGGGAUGAUGAGAGGAAUGAAAACUGGGCCAAAUAUCAGUGUAAGUCAUGUGAUCAAGAGCUUUACUUUAUCUCUUCCUCCAGUGUUUGAUAUGUUUGUGAUUAUUUUUUAAAUUGCUGUUUAGUACUAGUACCACAACAGGAGCAUAACAUAACAUAAAGCUAACAUGGCCAACAGUAAUCCUAAAUCCAUUUAUAGCAAUAAAAAUAAUGAAAGCUGAUAAUUCGUGGCAUUAUGCUGCUUUUCUCCUGCAGCUCUGUUACGUUUGUAGGGGACCACUGAAACCCAGCAUUUUUGUAUUUAAUGUUGGACUGUACACCAACACACGUGCACAUUUUCCCCAAAUGUGCAUGUGGUGGUGUUUUGUGGCAGCUAAACGCCUUUCAGGUUUUCUUUGCAUGCUGGGGCCAUAGACAGCAGCCACAAUAGCAAGCUGGCUGAUUGCAGUACCAGCUAUGAGACAACUUCAAAAAAAAGUCCCAUCUUGCUCCUUUUUGACUAUAUACUUCAGACUUAACAGUUAAAACAACAACAAAAAAAACAAAGCAAAAAAAAAACAAGGGUUUCAUUAUUCUAAUAGUGUGUAUGUAUAUUUAAUAAUCAUGAUGAUAACUGGAAGCAUGGAGCUGAGGAUCCUCCUGAGUGUGUUUAGAUAAAAGCACAACCAACCACCUCAUCUGAUGCGUUCUUAAGCAAAGUUUUCUUUAUGUUCUUUUUUAAAUGUUUUGUUUCUCCCAGUUGACGCUCAGAAAAUAUUUUUGAGGGUAGAACGUGUAGCCGUCUGGAGGUAUGCAUGUGUGUGCGCCUGUGUGAGCAUGCAUGGAUAAACAGCAUGUAUGCACCUCACCCAACCCCUUUCUACUCAUCAUAAAUGGAAAUCACUUAUCCCACAAUCUGGAGAACUAGCAGCCUUAGUGCUGGGAGAGAAAAAAAAUGCACUCUAUACAUGUGAGCAGGUAAAAAGCCUGCGGGGAUACCUGAAAUGUCUUCAGUCACUGUUGUAACAUCAGUGGCAGGCCAGCUUUAAGUAGAAAGAAAACCCAAAUCUAAUCUUUGUUUGAUAUUAUUUGCUAUUUCCAAAAUUAGAUCUGGUGGUAAAAUAAGGAAUAUGUGAAUAAUGUUGCAAACACUGACUUAAGAACAUGCCAUUCAGGGUCAACUUAAUAAAGCCUUUUUUUUUUGGUCGUAUUUUUCGAGAAAAUACUGAACUCACUUUACCCAGGUAUCCUAUCACGCCUUUGCCCUUUCUCCACAACCCCUUCCUCCCCCCCCAAAAAAAAAUAAAACAGCACAUACUGCAUUCCUGUAUGCUCUCUUCCAGGUAAUGAAUCGUUAUUGUUAAGGGUUUUUUUUUUUUAUUAAUCUCUGUAUACUGUUUGUGUAUUACCUGGUGUAUUUGUGUUGCUCUUACCUCAUCGUGACAACUGGAGGGACUGUGUGUGUGUGUGUGCGCGCGUGUUUGUGGUGCAGAAACAUGAACUACUCGCCUCAUCAACACACACGCUCUCACACACACACAUACACAUACAGACAUGCAUGUGGGUGGUUGGUGUGUUUUGUCCCGGUCGUGCUGUCGAGGGGAGCUGGGACCCUCUUCGAUCUCGAAUCAAUCAUCGUGCACUUGAACAACUUGGCUUGCAUGUGGACUAACUGUGUGGGGAUGAUAUGUUGGAGUUGAAUAUUGUUAAAUAUGCAUUUUUGUGUCCAAUUGAAAACAGCAGAACUAAAAAAAAAACAACAAAAAAAACAAGACUGUAAUGUCAAAUCUAUUUAUAGUUGUCUCUGUAUUACUGGAGAAUCCUGUGUUCAGAUGUACUUUGUAUAUACAAUGUUGUACAUUACAGAGGUACACUCUUUUUUUGGUACAAUAUUGUACAGUAAUAGCAAUAGUAGUUUAAUCAAAUAGGCCUUAUAUAAUUCUAUGUGUAGUUCUUGUAGUUCUGUUUUUUAAUAAACAUUGCUUGCUAUAAAGA
This is a messenger RNA of Stegastes partitus (bicolor damselfish), 6125 nucleotides long. It is a transcript of the gene srgap2, whose product is annotated as SLIT-ROBO Rho GTPase activating protein 2. NCBI's taxonomy places the organism in Eukaryota, Metazoa, Chordata, Actinopteri, Pomacentridae. The transcript is spliced from 23 exons. Gene Ontology annotation, biological process: signal transduction. The record is from RefSeq and is a predicted model, not a curated record. Gene Ontology annotation, molecular function: protein binding. Bases 73 to 3507 code for a protein of 1144 amino acids.